AUGGCCACUCCCAAGAGAGACCCAUUAAGCCACGAGAGGGUAUCCAAGUCAAGAGCAUUUAGUGCGUCUAUUCUUACAUUUGUCACUGUUGCAAUUUUCUUAGAACUAGGCUAUCACCUAUUAUGGAGUGCUAAAGUGAUGAUAAAUCAACCAUACGGAAACUUUCUUAAUAACUUGGUAUACGGUCCAGGAUCGUUUUUGGCAAAUGUUGGUUUGAGUACAAAGUUGAUGAGGUAUCUUAAUAAAGUGUUGGUAGAAGAUAAGAUAGAGGCUGAUUAUAAAAAGUACAUAUAG
This is a messenger RNA of Lodderomyces orthopsilosis Co 90-125, 294 nucleotides long. RefSeq lists its product as uncharacterized. The transcript has a single exon. The record is from RefSeq and is a predicted model, not a curated record. The coding region runs from base 1 to 294 and encodes 97 amino acids. NCBI's taxonomy places the organism in Eukaryota, Fungi, Ascomycota, Pichiomycetes, Serinales, Debaryomycetaceae.